Molecule: messenger RNA, 4474 nt
Organism: Archocentrus centrarchus (flier cichlid)
Lineage: Eukaryota; Metazoa; Chordata; Actinopteri; Cichliformes; Cichlidae
Product: NACHT, LRR and PYD domains-containing protein 5-like
Exons: 12
Coding region: 153-3221 (1022 amino acids)
Molecular function (GO): protein binding
Source: RefSeq, a predicted model, not a curated record
UUCAUGUUUGUGGUAUUAAACUGACAGAUGUAAUUUCCUGGAAGUUGGAGGGGGAGGAGCCGCCGUGCAGAACAGCGAGAAAUGAAACUGAAAGUGUCGGACUCCAUUUUGGAGCCUGCAGAGCAGAAGGAGCGACAAAAGACUGAGAGAAGAUGAAGAAUUUGGAGGAAGAGGAGGACGGAACAACGCCUCUGAGGAGCGCCCCCCACAAACAUCCUCCCCCAGCACUCAGGAAUGAACUCGGAGCCCUGGAUUUAAACAGUGAGCAGCACAGACACAGAGCAGAGCCUCCAGUCUCCAGCUGUCUGUCCAUGAAGAGCGACUUCUCCAGAGACGACCCUCCAUACUUCAGCAAUGACCCCGGACCCUCAAACAAAAAACACAGAGCAGAGCCUCCAGUCUCCAGCUGUCUGUCCAUGAAGAGCGACUUCUCCAGAGACGACCCUCCAUACUUCAGCAAUGACCCCGGACCCUCAGACACAAAACACAGAGCAGAGCCUCCAGUCUCCAGCUGUCUGUCCAUGAAGAGCGACUUCUCCAGAGACGACCCUCCAUACUUCAGCAAUGACCCCAGACCCUCAGACACAAAACAGCACGUCACCUCAUAUGAGGACCAGUCUGCUUCGUCAGAGGCCUCCCACUGUCACCAGUAUGGACAAAGCUCAGGAAUCAAAGCUGGAGUCCAGACAGCCAAUCAGAGCAGCUAUGAACCAAUGGAUGCUGGUCUGCAGAAGGUUUUAGAUGAACAUAAGAUCAGUCUGAGGAAGAAAUGCAAACAUGUGACUGAAGGAAGUGAUGAAAGAGAAAGUAAAAUCCUCCUCAACAGCAUCUACACUGAGCUCUACAUCACAGAGGGACAGCCUGAAGAUGUUAAUACACAGCAUGAGGUGAGGCAGCUGGAGACACCUUCCAAGAUCACUCUCCAGGACACUCCAAUCAAGUGCCAUGAUAUCUUUAAAGCCUUACCUGACCAACCGACACACAUCAGAGUGGUUCUGACCACGGGCAUCGCUGGCGUUGGAAAAACCUUCUCAGUGCAGAAGUUCAGUCUGGACUGGGCAGAGAACUUGGAGAACCAAGACAUCAGUGCGGUGGUUCUGCUUUCAUUCAGGGAGCUGAACCUGAUCAGAGAUCAGCAGUACAGUCUUCUGGAGCUGCUCCAUGUUUUCCAUCCAACAUUACAGAAGGUCCCAGCAGAGAAGCUCGCUGUCUGGAAGCUUCUGUUCAUCUUUGACGGCCUGGAUGAAAGCAGACUUUCAUUGGAUUUCACCAACAGGAAGCUCGUGUCUGAUGUCACACAGAAGUCAUCAGUCAGCGAGCUGCUGACAAACCUCAUCGAGGGGGAGCUGCUUCCCUCGGCUCUCGUCUGGAUGACUUCCCGACCUGCAGCAGCCAAUCAGAUACCUCCUAUAUUUGUGGACAGGCUGACAGAAGUACGAGGCUUCACUGAUGCCCAGAAGGAGGAGUACUUCAGGAGGAGGCUGAGUGAGGAAGAGCUUUCCAGCAGAGUCAUCUCCCACAUCAAGGCCUCCAGGAGCCUCCACAUCAUGUGCAGAAUCCCAGUCUUCUGCUGGAUCACUGCUACAGUUCUGGAGCACAUGUUGACCACAGAGGAGAGAGGAGAGCUGCCCAAGACCCUGACUGACAUGUACUCACACUUCCUGUUGGUUCAGACAAAGAGGAAGAAGAACAAGUACCAUGAGGGACAUGAGACGAGUCCACAGGAGCUGACGGAGGCUGACAGGGAAAUUCUUCUGAAGCUGGGGAGGCUGGCGUUUGAACAUCUGGAGAAAGGAAACAUCAUGUUCUACCAAGAAGACCUGGAGCAGUGUGGUCUGGAUGCCGCUGACGCCUUGGUGUACUCUGGAGUUUGUACAGAGAUCUUCAGAAGAGAGUGUGUGAUCUUCCAGAAACCAGUCUACUGCUUUGUUCAUCUGAGCAUUCAGGAGUUUCUGGCUGCAGUCUACAUGUUCCACUGUUUCACCAGCAGGAAGAUGGAGGUGCUGAAGCAAUUCCAGGGGACAAACAGUGACACAUCUCUGGCUGUUUUUCUGAGCAAAGUCAUGGAUAAGUCCCUCAAAAGUAAAAAUGGCCACCUGGAUCUGUUUGUCCGCUUCCUUCAUGGCCUCACUCUGGAGUCCAACCAGAGACUCUUAGGAGGUCUGCUGGGUCAGGCAGAGAACAGCCCGGAAAUCAUCCAGAGAGUCAUCAACAACCUGAAGGAGAAGAAAGCAAAAACUGCCCCUGACAGAAGCAUCAACAUCUUCCACUGCCUGAUGGAAAUGAAUGAACUCUCAGUCUAUCAGGAGAUCCAAGAGUUCCUGAAGUCAGAGAACAGAUCAAAGAAAGAGCUCUCUGAGAUCCACUGCUCAGGUCUGGCCUACAUGCUGCAGAUGUCGGAGGAGGUUCUGGAGGAACUGGACUUGAAGAAGUACAACACAUCGUUGGAGGGUCGAUUGAGACUGAUCCCAGCUGUGAGGAACUUCAGAAAGGCUCGACUUCCCGGCUGUGAACUCUCAGAUACUCACUGUGAAGUUCUGGCCUCAGCUCUGAAGUCCAGAUCCUCCAAUCUUACCCAUCUGGACCUGAGUGAAAACAACCUGAGGGAUUCAGGGAUGAAGCUGCUGGCGGGUGGACUCAAAAGUCCCAACUGUAGACUGGAGGUUCUGAGUUUGAGUUUGUGCAGGCUCUCAGAGGCCAGCUUUGCUUCUCUGGUCUCAGCUCUGAAGUCCAACCCCAUCCAUCUGAGGGAGCUGGACCUGAGUAACAACAAGCUGCAGGAUUCAGGUGUGGAGCAGCUUUGUGGUUUUCUGGAGAGUCCACUUUGCAGACUGGAGGUUCUGAGAUUGCGGUCCUGGGGCUUGUCGUCAACCGGUUGUGGUUUUCUGGCCUUGGCUCUGAUGUCUGACUCCUCCUGCCUGAGGGAGCUGGACCUUUCUGGAAACAACAAGCUGAAAGAUUUGGGAGUGCAGGAGCUGUGUGCUUUUCUGGAGAGUCCAGACUGUAGACUGGAGAGUCUAAAAUUGUGGGAGUGCAGACUGACAGGGUCCAGCUGUCGUGAUCUGCUCUCAGCUUUGAAGUUGAACCCGUCCCACCUGAGGGAGCUGGACAUAAGCUACAACAACUUGAAGGAGAAAACUGUGACGCAGCUCAUUGGUCUUCAGGCGGAUCCAAACUACAGACUGGAGACGUUCAGAUGGGAGUCACCGAUGCGCAAGUGAGCAUACAGGAGAACGUCUUUGUGUAUAGAGAUGCUCUGACUGCGGCCGUAUCACUGGGAAGAUAAAUUGAAAGAUUGAGGAGUGCAGAUGAUUUUCAGUACUGCAGAGUGACUGCUUCACUUUCAGAAACAUCAUCCAGUUUCCUUUAAGCUCUGUGUGUGCCUGCUGGAUCUGACUGAGCAUCAUCCCUGAAUCUGAACUGCCUCGGCCUUCCUUUAGCUCUUUUUAAAAAAAAUCCAGUCCAGGAACGAGCCCGUCUUUUUUUACAUUUCUUCAGAAGAAUAUUGACUCGUUUCCUGAUCAGUUCCAGUAUUCAAAGCACAUCUAUGAGCAGCUGCAGGUCUCAGCAGACAGACGUCGGUGUAGAGCGCCAUCUUUUUGACGCAAAGAAAACUGAUAAGAGGUCAAUUUAUUCCCUCCAGGCCUGGAAAUCUCAUCCUCUUCUUCCCUUCGGCACCGUCUUUCAGGCAUCUUCACUCAGGACCUUAAAGUCUAAGGAACCUUUUUUGUUAUUGGACAGAUUUAUGUUCCCGGAUGAAGCAGUAAUGGAAAAGGUCAAAUCUAAUUCCAUGAAACUUCUAUAAAAAAGAGACAGUGACAGAAAGAAGAAGAAGAAACAUCUUUGCUGGACCUUUGUUAGUUGUAACAUGAGGUUCAACACAAAGUCCACACAAAUAUCUGCCGCUGUGUGUCAGCACCAACGCCUUUAAAGCUGCUGUUGGUGGGACUGUUCAUUUUAAUGUGUGUGUGCUAAAUGCUAACAAGGACUCCGGCUUCCUCUGUGGACCCGAUGGACUCGUUUGGACUCCGGUUUAUUUUUAUUUUGGUGAUUGUCCACACGUUUCUGGGUUGGACAGAAAAAAUGUGUUUGGAGGUAUUUUCUCAGUAUUUUGAGUUAAUAAGUUUAAAACUAACCCUAAAUUCAAGUUUGUUUUUUUUUCUUGGAUUAAUGUUAACUAAUACCCGUUCUCUCUGCUGACUGACUUAUUUGUAUGAGCCCCAGCGACAGGUUUGGUAUUUCUGUUUAAUGCCUGUUUGCUUCUUUAAAACUAAAUUAUAUAUAAAAAAAAAAGUCAUGAUUUUUAAUGCAGCCUCAGCCUGAAUCAUCCUGAUCCAGACACAAACUUUUCUAGACUACAAUUUCAGAUUAGCAGCGCUCUCAACGGGACUACAGAACAGCAGAAAGGCGAGCGUGCGCGGCCAUGUUCAAAAUCACAAAUCAUAGAAAAAUAAACACACUAUCAGUGAAGAAA